CAGCCAAUUGACUGUGCCGAAGCAGACUCGUUUUCUGAUAUUUUUCCCUCUGGUCGACCAAUCAGGAUCAGGUUUUCUGCCGCCCCGUGUCUGAGCGAAGACAGUCGUGUUCUGGCUUUGGCUGAUGAGAAGCUAGCGGAGCGAUUCUAUUCAAGCAAGGAAGAGCUGCGUGUUCGAAUCGCGGAAAAGGAACUGCAGUCCGUAGAAAACUACGGAAGAAUUGUAUUCGAGUAACAGUGUUGAAAUAGUUGAACCGGGUACAUUGCUUGCUUCUGGGCCAUACACCAUCUCUGCAGCUACGGAUCAUCUUCAUUUGACCUGAUGGAGAUGGAAGCUCAGGAGAGAGCCUUGCUGUGCCCCCGAGGGUGAACCCCACAGGAAGUGACCCGGCCUGCAGGAAGUGACCCGGCCGUGUGCCCCAGACCUCCAGCGUGGCCCGGAAAUGAUCGGGAAGCUGAAGCACAAUCUGCUGCUGGGCUGCCUGGUCAUCAGCUCCAUCAGCGUGCUGUACCUGGGCCGGCACGCCAUGGAGUGCAGCCACCGCGGCGCAGACUCCGCCCACCAGCCGGACGCCUCCGGGGGGCGCAACGCCAGCGGCGGCGCGGGCGCCGCCUACAACAAGGACACGCCCCUGAUCUUCAUCGGGGGGUUCCCGCGCAGCGGCACCACGCUGAUGCGCGCCAUGCUGGACGCCCACCCCGCGGUGCGCUGCGGCGAGGAGACGCGCGUCAUCCCGCGCGUCCUGGCCAUGAAGCAGACCUGGAGCCGCUCGGGCCGCGAGAAGAUGCGCCUGGACGAGGCGGGCGUGACCGACGAGGUGCUGGACGCCGCCAUGCGCGCCUUCCUCCUGGAGAUCAUCGUGCGGCACGGCGAGCCGGCGCCCUUCCUCUGCAACAAGGACCCCUUCGCCCUCAAGUCCCUCUCCUACCUGGCCAAGAUCUUCCCGCGCGCCAGGUUCGUCCUGAUGAUCCGCGACGGCCGCGCCUCCGUCCACUCCAUGAUCUCGCGCAAGGUGACCAUCGCCGGCUUCGACCUGGGCAGCUACCGCGACUGCCUGACCAAGUGGAACCGGGCCAUCGAGAGCAUGUACGAGCAGUGCCUGGACGCCACGGGCCGCUGCCUGCCCGUGCGCUAUGAGCUGCUGGUGCUGCACCCCGAGCAGUGGAUGAGGAGGCUGCUGGACUUCCUGGAGGUCCCCUGGAACGAGGCCGUCCUGCACCACGAGGACCUCAUCGGGAAGGCAGGAGGCGUGUCCCUCUCAAAAGUGGAGCGCUCCACAGACCAGGUGAUCCGGCCGGUGAACGUGGACGCCCUCUCCAAGUGGGUGGGGCACAUUCCCGAGGACGUGCUGAACGACAUGCCCCUCAUCGCCCCCAUGCUGGCCCGCCUCGGCUACGACCCGCUCGCCAACCCCCCCAACUACGGCAAACCCGACCCCCAGGUCCAGGACAACUCCAGAAGGGGUCAUUAUCCUGCAUCUGACAGGCCAGCCAAUCACAGGGCUACAAUGCCCCCUUCAGAGAAACAGAACAGCUUGCCCUCUCGUUUCCAUGGAGCACAUCGGGUCCUUCACUCCAGGGUAUAUUUGAAUACUGAACUGCCAGUCGUAGAGUGGGUUCAGUUGUAACGUCGGUAAGGAUGAAGACGGCGACAGCAGCGUGUUUGAGUGCAGUGAGCGAUGCUCUCGGCAGAGCUGCGCUGUUUAUAGAUGGCUUCGUGUUUGUUCUGUGACAUCUGUGCUUGCAUUCGCCGUUUUGGUGGUUGAAACCUGGCCUGUAGUUUAUCCCCCUGACUGUGUGAGAUUUACACUGGCUGCUGUUCAACACCUCGGUGGUGCUUUGAUACGCAUUCGAGAUAAAGAUCCCGGUGGAAUUAGGGUAAUCCAUUCAGGAUUUGUUUUUUUUCUCCCUUCUAUAAAUGGAUGAUUGCCAGAUUGCUUUGAUGGAUAGACCCGCUCAUGUUUCAACAGAGUCGUUUAAUGUAGGAGAUUUAUUCGGUGUCAGUUCUCUGAACAUCAGGAUGUUGGGAUGGAUGUUCUAACGCUCUGCGUUUAGAGGCUCAUGUGAAGGUGUCAGACUCCAGCAUUGUGCUGGAAUCAGGCCUGACUCCGUAAUGCAGUCCUUAAGUGUUUCCUACAUGCAAUUCCUACAUGGUCCACCUGAUAUGAAUGUAAAUACCCACAGAUUAAAGCAGACAGUCUGAACUUUAAUGCCACAGCCAUUGUUUCAUUUCAAAGCCAAUGUCCCGGAGUACAGAGCCAAAACAACAGAAAUGGUGUCGCUGUCCAAGUCCUCACGGACUACACUGUAUAUAUGCAGUAACACGGCGUAUUUAGCCAACACAAAGCAGUGGUGUAGGAGUCUGUCUGCAGUCCCUGGGGCACUGGCACUAUACACUCCCCAAAAGAGCAUCGCGAGGACGCUGGGGUCCCUCCAUCAAACCCCCAUCGACAGGCCGCCCAAACCGCCGGUUUCCAUGGAGACAAGCGUGUUCUGAUCGAUAGUGCGUCUGGCGUGCCCGGCGGUCCGUAAGGAGGGACGCACUGAAGUGAGAAUACCGCUGUGGAGCGUAAACGCUUCUCACAUCGCAGGCGAGAGUCCCGUCUCUACCGGCACGUUCGGUCAUACACGCGCAUCAAUCUAAACACCCCCCCCAGGGGGGCUCAGAUGUGUCACACUGUGGUCAUUAGGCCCGCACUGUGACCUUCAAAAUAUGAGUCACAGAAACGCUGCCCCUCCGAAUAGCGGUGCGGUUUAAUGCACCCCCGGGGGUCCCAGCCCAAACCGCGUGAUGUUGAAAUGUGCCCUGCAAGCAGAGUGGGCCUUUUUAAAGGUGCCUUUGAAAUCCAGUGCCAGUGAUGGAGUGAUUGCAGAGAGAGAGAGAGAGAGAGAGAGAAGGAGAGAUGUGAAUUGGAACAGUGACGAUGAUAUUGCUCAUACGCGCUGGUUAUUUUGUGUUGAAGACCGUUUUCGUGGACGUCAGAGCGGGCUCUCCUGAUUGCGACGGUACGUGCUCUGUUUUGAGAUCAGCGAAGAGCGACUCGUGGA
Messenger RNA from Anguilla anguilla (European eel), 3047 nucleotides. Its product is annotated as protein-tyrosine sulfotransferase 1-like. Gene Ontology annotation, cellular component: Golgi apparatus. NCBI's taxonomy places the organism in Eukaryota, Metazoa, Chordata, Actinopteri, Anguilliformes, Anguillidae. Gene Ontology annotation, molecular function: protein-tyrosine sulfotransferase activity. The transcript has 5 exons. Bases 443 to 1627 code for a protein of 394 amino acids. The record is from RefSeq and is a predicted model, not a curated record. Gene Ontology annotation, biological process: peptidyl-tyrosine sulfation.